UAAACCAUUCAUAUCGCCAUUUUGAUUAAUCAUCGAAAUGAAUCAAUUCAAUUACAAUUAGUUGGUAAUUGUUGGAAUUGGUCUACCCGGAAAAAUUAUAUCGUCUUUGGCUGAGUUAAAAAAAUAAAAUGUAUAAAUUGUGUAGCAUUUAACGAAAUGAGUGCAAGUGGCUAUAAUAAACAAAUAAGAGAUGAAAAAACAAGCGCUUUAUCAGCCUUUUAUAUUUAGUGGAAAAUACUUUGAAAUCGUAGAUCAGUAUAUUGAAACAAGUCACCAACGUACAGGAGACUUUAUAAGUGCGCGUUGUUUACAUUGCCCAGAUGGAAGGACAGUAAUUAAAGCACCUCGAAAGGUAUCCUCAAAUUUGUUAAGACAUAUGCGACAACAUCACCCCCAGGUCUACGAAGAAUAUCGUCAAAACAAGCCAAGAGCAAGUCAGAGGCGCAGAACACUAGAGUCGGAAAUGUGUUAUUUCCUUAAACAGACUGAACCAACGAAUACUUUAGUAAAAUUGGAAAGUUGCGAGAUAGAGUCUGAGACUAUCGUUCCAAACUCUGUACCAAUAAUGGAUAACAAUCAGUAUAAUCAAUAUGUAUCUACUCAAACCGGUUUCCAUGAAAACUCCGAUAGGCAAUAUGUAAACUACCAGACAUUUGUGCACAAUACGUCCGACCCAAUGAGUAUUAAUGAUCAAUCAACAUACAAUAUUAAACCAGAAGCUGAAUAUAAUCAUACGGGCGUUUCAGGCUAUGAUGCUAAUAACAGUACGCAAAUGGUUCAAGUGGAUGACAGUAAUGAAGCCGAUUUGCAAGCAUUCGAUUCCGAUGACAUACCAGUUAUAGUAAACGGAAAAUAUUUUAAAAUUGUUGAAGAGAUAAACGCUACAGAACAUCAGCGUGCCACACGGGGCAUUGUAGCAGUUUGUCAACAUUGCUCCCGUGAAAAAGCAAGACCGAUACAUGGAUCCAUGAGAAUAACUUCGAAUUUCGUUCGACAUUUGAAGACUCUUCAUCCAGAAAAAUACAAAGAAUUUGUAACUGAUAGGCAAAACUAUGCUCGUUUGCAGCGACCAAAGAGGGGUCAAAAACGCAAAUUUGCACUUGAUGGGCAGUAUGGAAACUGUUCCCGAUUAGAAGGAUACUUUGAUAGCGAAACUAAUGCGCAGUACCCAGAAGGUGCUUCUGCAUACAACGAUGACACUCAACCUUCGUCAGCGAAUAAUUCUUAUAAUGCAGACAAUACCGACGCUGAAUCGAACGAUACUCAUUUAUCAGGAGAUCAGGAGGAAAAAAUUAGUUUGCCCUCUUGCCAACUAACAUGCGAUCCAAAUGACAUACCUACCAUACUAAAUGGAAAAUACUUUAAAAUUGUUGAGCAAGACAUGAAUAGUAAUCGCGCUUCUGUCAGCGUUGUAGCUGCCUGCCAGUUUUGCGACACUGAUAAGUUGGUAAAAGGUCCACUCAAAGUGACAUCGAAUUUCGUGCAACAUUUGCGUUCGCAUCAUUUUAAGGAGUAUAAUAUGUAUGUACAAGAAAAAUUCCACAGCAACAUAAGGGGCCGACGCACACUUACUAGACAGCCAACCACAAUGCCAUUUAUUGAAAAACUCUUGAAUUUCAUUUUGUUAUCCAACGUACCAGUCUCUGUAGUGGAAGAGCCAUCUUUCAUUGAACUUUUUCAAGGCACCGGCCUAGCAGUGUGCUCCUCAUCGCAACUACUUGCGCGUCUGGAUGAGUCGCAUACAUGCUUUGUAGAAAAUAUAAAGCGCAGCCUGCUGGAUGUACGGUGCAUUUGUGUAACGGCUGAUAUUUGGACUAGUCGAAAUAAACACUACUUUGGCUAUUGUGGUUUUUGGUUAGAUAAUGAACUUAAGCGCCAGAUGGCAGUGUUAUCAUGCGUUAGGCUCAGUAGUAUGCCGACUAACAAUGAAAUUCAGUCCUUAAUAGGGCAGAUACAUAGCAAUUAUGAAUUGAGCGCAGAUAAAAUCAUAUGUACAGUGGUUGAUGGCGUGCAGGAUUACGUUCAAACAUAUCACAAUUUCAGCAUUAAAAGUAUGUGCAACGAAUACUACGAUGAAGACUUCGGGUUCUCUAUCAGCAGUGCUCAGCAUUUAUUGAACCAACUGCCACAGCAAAUGAAACGUGGUGAAUAUAGUUUACAUCAAUUGACAGUUUUUGACUUUAACAAUAUAUUAAAAUCACAUGAAAUGCUGCAACUUGCGUUGACACGUUGUUUAAAUAUAUUAAACAAGUGCAGGGAUUUCGAGAAUGCGGAAGUUGCCGCAUGCUUAUUUGACACGCGCUUGACACUAACUGAUGUGCGGUGGCCUACCUGGUACGCUUUGCUAACACAGCUCCUCAAGUACAAGCACAAAAUAGAUGAGUUGUGCAUUUCUCUAAAUGUUCCCAAUUUUACAAAAAACGAAAUUCAGUACUUGGAAGAUUUUUGCAUGAUACUAAAGCCAAUAGCAGAUGCUUUGGAGUUCCUGCAGCAAGAUAAUUAUUUGUAUUAUGGCUACUUUCUUCCCACCCUGGUUACAAUCAAAGUCAAAUUGAAAAAGUUGCACGAGUGCAGACGUAUAAAACACUUGCACGCUGUAGCACAACAAAUGAGCGAUGCUUUAUCGAAUCGUUUUGGAAAAUAUUUCGAAAUGGAUUCUGACUGCAACGAUGCCAUAAUUGCGGCAAUAGUAUGCCCAGCCGUUAAAAUGCGCUUUGUGGAAGCUUUGCGUGAAUCCGCAGCGCAUGUUACUACGGAAACGCUUACGCAGCUUUUUGUGGAUCAUGCGCAAGAGUUUUACGUAGCCGAAAUUAAGCAGCGUCCACCAUCCGUAGAUUCCUUCCUUUGUUUUACUGCGGAUGAUAAUGAAGAUUUCUCCACAGAAAAUUGCCCAACCGUCGUUAUACGCAAAGAGUUGACAGGUUACUUGCAUGAUGAGGACAAAACUUUGGCUUGUUUAGAUCGUUAUCCACUAGUUAAACAAGUUUUUCAUAAAUACAACACCUUGCCGCCAACUUCAAUGGCGCUGGAAAAUUUCUUCCAAACUUUCUUGAAUGUGCUUAAUGGACAAAAGGAACAGUAUUUAAAUGAUGAGCAUUUCGAGCGGUUAGUCCUUACGAAGGCAAAUAAAAUUUUGUAAGAGUACUACUUAAAUUAAUUCAGCGUCUAAAUGUUGGAUUUGAGCAUGAAAAUAUUGUGUAUUAAUCUAAUAAAAAUAAAUGCAUAUUUAGUUUAA
Messenger RNA from Rhagoletis zephyria (snowberry fruit fly), 3235 nucleotides. RefSeq lists its product as uncharacterized. The record is from RefSeq and is a predicted model, not a curated record. Lineage: Eukaryota; Metazoa; Arthropoda; Insecta; Diptera; Tephritidae.